GCACCAUCUCCAUGGCUUCCUUGUCGUGUGGCCUGGGCACUUGGCCUGGAUCCCUGCGGCACUGGCUCCUACCCUGUUUUGUGACACUGCUGUUGCUGCUUCCGCCUUCAAACUUGGGUGAUGGAGGGGAUCACAACCAAACAGUUUGUGGCAAGCCCUGGUGGCCAGACGACAUGAAGGAGAUCCGCCGUUGGCCCUGGGAAGUGAGCCUUCGCAUAGAAAAUAAACACGUGUGUGGAGGGGCCCUCAUUGAUCUCAUCUGGGUGAUCUCCGCAGCUCACUGCUUCCAGAGCAACAAAGAAUACUCAGUGAUGCUGGGUAGCAGCAAGCUGCAGCCCAACAGCUCUUCCAGGGCACUGAAGAUUCCCGUGGGUGACAUCAUUGUGCAUCCCAAGUACUGGGGCCGGAACUUCAUGAGAAGCGAUAUUGCCCUUGUCCGUCUUAAAACUCCUGUCACCUUCAACAAGUAUGUGCAGCCCAUCUGUCUCCCAAAGCACAACUUCAGCUUGAAGGUUGGGACUCAGUGCUGGGUGACCGGCUGGGGCAAGACUAAGCAGCACUCCUCAGACAACCUGACACUGGCUGCAGAGCUUCAGGAGGCCAAGGUAUUCAUUAUGGACAACAAGAGGUGUGAUCAUAUUUUCCACCAGAAGUCCUUCUAUCCCCGAGUUUUCCACCUUAUCCGUAGGAACAUGAUCUGUGCCACCAACUAUGGAGAGAACUUGUGCUAUGGAGACCCUGGGGGGCCAUUGGCUUGUGAAAUUGAUGGAAGAUGGACUCUGGCUGGGGUCUUAUCAUGGGAGAAGGCCUGCAUCAAACCUCAGAGUCCAGGUGUAUACACUCGCCUCGCCAAGUAUACCAGAUGGAUCAAGGAGCAAACAAACAAUGGGGCACUGCCAGGGCCCUGCAGGGCCUCCUGCCUCCUAUUCCUGUCCUGGCUGCUGCAGCUCCCAGUGCACCCAUGACUUCUCCACCCCUUCCUGCUCUUCCUGCUUUGCCUCUGCUGAAUGGCACUGUGUAGAUGAUGGAGUGAGGUUGCCAUGAUGUCCAUACUCCAUGGGAGUCAGGGUGGGAAUGGACUGGUCCCUGGAGAGCUUGGGUCCUGCAGGGAUGGGUGUGGUGGAUGACUAGGCCUUGAGUGGCCAGGAGAAGGGUGUGUGGCUUGGAAGCAAUAUUCUGGAAUUUAAGACCAAGGGCAGAGAUUAAAUCUGUGUGAGCAUGAGCUGGCCCUUUUCUCCCCCCAUGUUCUUUGGGGGUGAUUCUGAGGGUCUGGUAGAUGGGAGGUAGGCCCACCUAGUUUGGGGGCUCAUGGUUUCUGCUGUGUUUCUAGUACUGGGGCACAGGAAUAAGGGCCUGGGCUUGUGGCCUCAGUUUCUUACCCUGUAUAGUGGUCACAGUGUUGGGGGCAGUUGAAAUAUGCCAUAUGUAUGAGCAGAAAGUGAGAUAAUCCACGGUCAGACUCAGCUGACUUGCUAGUGACUCAACUCCCUCCCUCCCUGCCUGCCUGCCUGCCUCCCUCUCUCUUUCCUUCCUUCUUCCUUCCCUCCUUCCUUCUUUCCUCCCUCUCUCCCUUCCAUCUUUCCUUCCUUCCUUCCUCUUUAAACUGCUUGUGAAAAGUAUGAUACACUCACUGUAGAAAGUUAGAAGACACAUCAAAUCCUAAUUGCCCAAUCUGAGUGUUCCGUGUACAUUUGAUUUUUGAUAGGGUUUCUCUAUGUAGCUUUGGAGCCCGUCCUGGAACUAGCUCUUGUAGACCAGGCUGGUCUCGAACUCACAGAGAUCCACCUGCCUCUGCUUCCUGAGUGCUGGGAUUAAAGCAUGCACCACUGGUGCCCCCCUGCUGCUCCUCUGACAUGGCCACUGACAGUUUGAGCUGCACCUAAUUGGUUUAUGCUUGUCAAUUGUGUUCUUCAAAUCUUGUCAACACCUCGUGUAUUUUACACCUGCACAAUCUGUGGAUUUCUGAGAGCCUUACCACAAAAUAAGGAUUUGUUUGUUUCUUCUUAGAGUUCUGUUUUAUAUGGUUUGGAAAAGUGACAGCUAUACUUUGGGUUUUAAAUGAGUUUAUUAAGUAUAUUACAAGCCAGAUUAAAAGAAUAAAUAGUGGUAGGUAGAUGGUUAGAAGAUGAUAGAUAGAUAGAUGAUAGAUAGAUAGAUGAUAGACAGAUGAUAGAUACAUAGAUACAUAGAUACAUGAUAUAUC
Cricetulus griseus (Chinese hamster) is the source of this 2203-nucleotide messenger RNA. NCBI's taxonomy places the organism in Eukaryota, Metazoa, Chordata, Mammalia, Rodentia, Cricetidae. The record is from RefSeq and is a predicted model, not a curated record.